ACACGGAUAGCAGGAGUUUGGCCCAAACGCCACAAUGUCCCAGCGUUAAUUUGGAGCAAUAUUUUCUGCCACCCACACCCUCAAUAUCUCCCUCGUCUAGUAGAUCCUGUUCGCCAGUAUCAGAAUUCAACGAUAUGGGUUGUAAACCCUUGGCAUGUUGUAAUGACGUAGAACCCUCACAUGACGAUAGUCAACAACUGGCAAAUGAUGAUGACCAUGAUGAUGAUGUUGCUAAUAGUUCGACAGAAUCUUCUUUUGAUUUGCAUCCGCCUUUGUUGCCCUCGUUUAAUGUGACGCCACCAGCGGCAGCAAAACAACAGCAGCAACGAAAUGCUGCCUACGAAUUGGCUAGAUUUUUACGUGGUUCAUUUCAUGUCAAACGCGCCAAGAUAACACACUUACGUCGAUCACUUAGUGAUAAUGAAAAUUUACAAAACGCUGACUUACCCCCAGCACAAUUGCGCACGUCAAAACCCAGCGAGAUAAAGACAGAGACAAAGGCCAAAAAGAAAGUAUUAGAGGAUACAACAAAUCAGAGAGCUAGAGGAAGUACUUCAAGUAUUUGUACUCGUCUAUUUCCCGGAAAUACCUCACCAUUUCGUCGUGUAUGGGAACAAUCGUCUUUGCGUACACCACGUUCCGAUAAGUAUGCUCUAAGUGGUGCUAAGCAAAAGAGUCCCGGCCUACGUUGUUCAGCUUCCAUGAUUGCAUCGGAAAGUAAUGUCUUUAACAAUACAGCGUCGGAUCCCAAACUAUGUUCCAUUAUCAAAUCAACGAGUGCUAAUCAGAAAAUGCCUAUGCGUACACAAUCGGAAAAGUUGAUCUCCUCGCAAAGCAAUGGCGUCAAGUCAUGGGCCAAUUCAUUUGAACAUUUGCUGCAAGAACCGGCGGCCUUGGCAACAUUUGCUGAAUUUUUAAAGUUGGAAUUUUCCGCUGAAAAUAUCUAUUUUUGGACAAGCUGUGAACGUUAUCGCAAUACGGAAAGUCUUAGCGAACGCCAAGCUCAGGCUAAACAAAUAUUUCAAAAAUAUUUAGCCAAUGGCUGUCGAGAGCCCGUCAAUUUGGAUUCGCACACUCGGAAUCUUAGUGAGGAAAUGUUGAAAAAUGCUGAACGCAAUCUGUUUGUGGCCGCCCAAAAGCAAAUAUUUCAUUUAAUGAAAUUUGAUAGCUAUCAAAGGUUUAUACGUUCGGAUUUGUAUAAGAAUUGUGUGCAGGCCGAGGAAAAAGAUCAACCCUUACCGUAUGGUGCUGAAAAUUUGGAUGUUUUAUUGAAAACAAAUUUUUUACAAAGUGCCUCACCAAAGUUAAAAAAAUCGGCCAGCAACGCCGAAGAACGCCGACGUAAAAUAAUCUUACCUUGGCAUCGUAAAACUAGAAGUAAAUCUCGAGAUCGUGUUGAUCUCUUAAGUGAAGAACACAACACAGCUAAUAACGAUAAUAACUCUUCCGAUGGCAGUUCGAACGGUUUGAACACACUCUUAGUACCCUCCUCCAAACUAGCCUUACUCUCCUCUACACUACCUCCUCAAGCUAAACCUCCAAAGGAAAACUCUGAUAGUCAAAUACAAACUCUAAGAUCUUCUCUACCCACUUCUCUAAAAGCUGUCGAAACCGGUUGUUCUCUAUGCAGGGUUAAGUUUUGCGAUGGUGCCACCACCAUUGUACAGAUAAAACCCAAUGAGACCAUACAACAAUUGGUAGAACGUGUCUUGGAGAAACGUGGUCUACGCUACAAACUAUACGAUGUGGUCAUUAAAGGCCACUCCCAAGCAAUUGAUUUACAGGCCUCAACGCAAGAGCUGGCCGGCGAGGAAGUGGAGAUCGAACAGCGAGUUACGUUUAAACUCUAUUUGCCCGAUCCCAAAGUUAUUUCAGUCAAAAGUAAACCAAAGAAAUAUUUACAUGAAGUGGUGAGACCCAUUUUGCAAAAAUACAAUUAUGAGCUGGAAGCAGUCGAUGUUUUGCGUCGUGAUAGUCAUGCAAAAUUAGAUUUAAGUCAACUGGUGACUGCAGCCGAUGGUCUACGUUUGCAGAUUGUUGUCCAGAAGAAUGCUGAAGCGGGCAGUUUGGUGGACUAUCAAAAUGAUAAUAUUUCUAUGAAAUGGUUAAAGUCCAAAGAAUUGGCCAAUGAAGUCGUGGCACGCAACGCCAUGGGCAAUAGUUUUCGCAAUAAUUUGCGCAGCUCGCAAAAUAAUUUAGAUGCAAUCACCAAUAGUAUUUUCAAUGAUAUUAUACAGGAUAAAGCAAAGCCAGAAUCUAAACUACAGCCGACAGAUCAGUAUUCCAUAAAGUCUGAUGAAUGCGGUUCAGAAGCUUCCUCAAUGUUUGGUACAUUGAAUAGCAAAAAAGAUGCCCAUCUCAUGUCAAUGAUUCGACUGAAAAACAAACAAUAUGCGUCCAAUAAUCAGCAACAUUCCACGGAAGCUAAUAUCUCUUCGAAUAGCUCUCAAACUUCAAACGAAUUUAAUAAACCAAUUAUAGCCAAACUGAAAGCUGGUGUAAAAUUGCAAGUUACCGAAAGAGUUGCAGAAAAACAAGACGAACUACUCAUGAGCUUAAAAACACGCUUGGAUAAUCAAAUGUCGGGAGAGAAUAAUGAUAAUAUUAAUGAAAACGACCAAAUGUCCGCCGUAAAUCUACGACGAGUAAGAGCAAAUUUAAGUCCAGUUAAUAAGACAAUUCCCACGGACGAACGUCCUCUAAGCCUAGAAAGACCCCAGCCCUUAGCUAGACAUUCUUUUGGCAAUAAAUUGCCAAUGAACAGAAAUUCUAGCGAAUCAACUAAUCAGCAUGAAACUGAUACUACAACAAAUGCAGCUAAUAAAGGACCACCACCUUUACCACCAAAACCAAAGGUUCUACCAACUAAACCCUCUAAUUGGGGUUUUAAUAUCUCUGACCAAACAACACUCCAAUAGCAUUACAAUUUUUUAUACCUUUUUAUGUAUGUAUUGUAUGUUUAUUUAUUUAUAUUUAUAAAUAAUUUAAACCAAAUAAUCGUUAUUUUGUAUAUAAAAAAUGUUUUUUUUACGUUAAGCAAUAAAUAUAUGAAAAGUAUUUAAUACUAUAAAGAUUACUAAA
Molecule: messenger RNA, 3081 nt
Organism: Calliphora vicina (urban bluebottle blowfly)
Lineage: Eukaryota; Metazoa; Arthropoda; Insecta; Diptera; Calliphoridae
Product: regulator of G-protein signaling loco-like
Exons: 5
Coding region: 135-2918 (927 amino acids)
Biological process (GO): regulation of G protein-coupled receptor signaling pathway; signal transduction
Cellular component (GO): nucleus; plasma membrane; cytoplasm
Molecular function (GO): GTPase activator activity
Source: RefSeq, a predicted model, not a curated record